Molecule: messenger RNA, 4420 nt
Organism: Sardina pilchardus (European sardine)
Lineage: Eukaryota; Metazoa; Chordata; Actinopteri; Clupeiformes; Clupeidae
Product: receptor tyrosine-protein kinase erbB-4-like
Exons: 27
Coding region: 218-4420 (1400 amino acids)
Biological process (GO): protein phosphorylation; multicellular organism development; negative regulation of apoptotic process
Cellular component (GO): plasma membrane; signaling receptor complex; basal plasma membrane
Molecular function (GO): ATP binding; transmembrane receptor protein tyrosine kinase activity; epidermal growth factor receptor binding
Source: RefSeq, a predicted model, not a curated record
UGCGCGCCUGGGAAACGCCACUGUUUCAAACUCUUGACAGUUCAUCGAGGAACGUAAACAAUAAAAAAAGAGUUUGCGGACAAGUACAGCAAAGUAGAAGUGCGCACAGAGACUGACAUUUGAACAUCUUCAUUAAAAUAAUAGGGCUAAUAACCGCAAAGGGGAUAUGGUGUUGGACAUGUGAAUUAUAGGAGUUACUUCUACCUUUCUGCCCAAAAUGAAGCUGGCGUCUUCUCCGUGUUUGUUUGGCUUUCUUCUGACUUCAGUCGUGUUUCGGAUGAGCACCUCUCAGUCAGUGUGCACUGGGACGGAAAACAAGCUGAGCACCCUGUCAGACCUGGAGCAGCAGUACCGCACCCUGCGCAAGUACUACGAGAACUGCGAAGUCGUCAUGGGCAACCUGGAGAUCACCAGCAUCGACCGCAGCCGAGAUCUCUCCUUCCUGAGGUCGAUCCGGGAGGUGACUGGAUAUGUGCUGGUGGCCCUCAACCAGUUUGACUAUUUGCCUCUGGAGAACCUCCGCAUUAUCCGUGGCACCAAGCUCUAUGAAGACCGCUACGCCUUGGCCAUCUUCCUCAACUACCGGCGCGAUGGAAACUUUGGCCUUCGCCAGCUUGGCCUCAAGAACCUCACAGAGAUCCUCCAUGGUGGCGUGUAUGUGCACAACAACAAGUUCCUGUGCCACGCGGACAUCAUCCACUGGCAGGACAUUGUGAAGAGCGCCCCCUCUGAUCAGCUGGAGGUGCCCAGGAACAGCAGCAACACAUGCCCCAGGUGCCAUUCUUCCUGUUACGGCCGCUGCUGGGGACCAAAAGAGGACCAGUGCCAGACCCUGACCAAGACGCUGUGUGCUGAGCAGUGCGACGGCCGCUGCUUCGGCCCCUACGUGAGCAAUUGCUGCCAUCGGGAGUGUGCUGGAGGCUGCUCAGGACCAAAGGACACCGACUGCUUUGCCUGUACUAAUUUCAAUGACAGUGGAGCGUGUGUGACUCAGUGCCCUCAGCCUCUGGUCUACAACCCAAACUCCUUCCAGCUGGAGCAGAACCCAGCCGCCAAGUACACCUAUGGAGCCUUCUGCGUCAAGAAGUGUCCACAUAACUUUGUGGUGGACCACAGCUCCUGUGUCCGAGCCUGUCCAAGCAGCAAGACAGAGGUGGAGGAGAAUCGGGUUAAGAAGUGUAUUCCUUGUACCAGCAUCUGCCCCAAAGCAUGUGAUGGCAUCGGCACAGCCAGUCUGCAGACGGCUCAGACUGUGGACUCCAGCAACAUUGACCGCUUCAUCAACUGCACUAAGAUUAACGGCAACCUGGUGUUCCUGAUCACCGGUAUCAAGGGGGACUCUUAUCAUAACAUCAAGCCUCUGGAUCCAGAGAAGCUCAGUGUAUUCCAAACUGUCAGGGAGAUCACAGGGUUCCUGAACAUCCAGUCUUGGCCAGAGAACAUGACCGAUCUCAGUGUGUUCUCCAACUUGGCAACCAUCGGUGGGAGAUCCCUUUACAGUGGCAUCUCUCUGCUGGUGCUGAAGCAGCAAUGGAUCUCCUCCCUCCGGCUCCAGUCUCUACGGGAGAUCAGUGCUGGCAACGUCUACGUGACCAACAACAGCCAGCUGUGCUACUACAACACGGUCAAUUGGACCGGCCUCUUCCGCACCAACACACAGAAGGUCCUCGUACGCAACAACCGCGACCCCAAAGAAUGCACCAAGAGGCGGAUGGUGUGUGACCCGCUGUGCUCGGACGCUGGGUGCUGGGGCCCGGGGCCCAACCAGUGCCUGUCCUGCCGCUACUUCAGCAGAGGACACACCUGCGUGGAGUCCUGCAACCUCUACGGCGGGGAUGUGCGUGAGUUUGCUAAUGGCUCGGUGUGUCUGGAGUGUGACCCUCAGUGUGAGAAGUCCGAGGACGAGUCUCUGACCUGCACUGGACCGGGACCCGAUCACUGUGUGAAAUGCCGGCACUUCAAAGACGGCCCCAACUGUGUGGAGAAAUGCCCUGAUGGAGUGCAGGGCGCCAACAGCUUCAUCUUCAAAUACGCCGAGGCCAACAGCGAGUGCCACCCCUGCCACGCCAACUGCACUCAGGGGUGUCUUGGACCCCGACUACAAGACUGCAUUGGCAUCAUGGACAGGACUCCCCUGAUUGCGGCGGGGGUGAUUGGUGGGCUGUUCGUGGUGGUGAUUGUGGGGCUGAGUGUGGCCGUGUCCCUGCGCCGCAAGAACAUCAAGAAGAAGAGAGCCCUCCGCCGCUUCCUGGAGACCGAGCUGGUGGAGCCGCUGACCCCGAGCGGAACAGCCCCCAACCAGGCCCAGCUGCGCAUCCUCAAGGAGACGGAACUCAAGAGGGUCAAGAUCCUGGGCUCAGGAGCCUUUGGGACUGUCUACAAGGGCAUCUGGGUGCCAGAGGGAGAGACCGUGAAGAUCCCGGUGGCCAUAAAGAUCCUGAACGAGGCCACCGGACCCAAAGCCAACGUGGAAUUCAUGGACGAGGCUCUGAUCAUGGCCAGUAUGGAGCACCCCCACCUGGUGCGUCUGCUGGGCGUGUGCCUGAGCCCCACCAUCCAGCUGGUGACGCAGCUCAUGCCGCACGGCUGCCUGCUGGACUACGUGCACGAGCACAAGGACAACAUCGGCUCCCAGCUGCUGCUCAACUGGUGUGUCCAGAUCGCCAAGGGCAUGAUGUACCUGGAGGAGAGGAGGCUGGUGCACAGAGACUUGGCUGCGCGGAACGUGCUGGUCAAAUCCCCCAACCACAUCAAGAUCACAGACUUCGGCCUGGCACGCCUCCUGGACGCAGACGAGAAGGAGUACAACGCCGACGGAGGAAAGAUGCCAAUCAAGUGGAUGGCCUUGGAAUGUAUCCACUACAGAAAGUUCACCCACCAGAGUGAUGUGUGGAGCUACGGAGUGACCAUCUGGGAGCUGAUGACUUUUGGAGGGAAGCCGUAUGACGGAAUCCCCACCCGCGAGAUCCCAGACCUGCUGGAGAAGGGCGAGCGUCUGCCCCAGCCUCCCAUCUGCACCAUCGACGUCUACAUGGUCAUGGUCAAAUGCUGGAUGAUCGACGCAGACAGCAGGCCCAGGUUUAAGGAGCUUGCCGGAGAGUUCUGCAGAAUGGCCCGCGACCCACAGCGCUACCUGGUGAUCCAGAACAAGAGGCUGAGUCCAGAUGGACUGGCCAGGCCUAAUGCUGGUGUUGACGAGUUCCCGAUGUCCGUUCAGGGGGAUGACCGCAUGAAGCUGCCCAGUCCCAACGACAGCAAGUUCUUCCAGAGCCUUCUGGACGAGGAGGAGCUGGAGGACCUGAUGGACGCUGACGAGUACCUGGUGCCCCACGGCCUCAACAUCCCCCCUCUGGCCUACACCCCCCGCACACGCAUGGACUCCAACCGGAACCAGUUUUUGUACCAGGACAGCAGCUUUGCUAGGGAGGAGAUGAUGAUGACCAUCCCUCGGGUGGUGGCCGUGACGGCCCUCUCCCCCGCCUGCUCCUCCGUCACCGACUCGUCCGUGACCCCCAGCACCGUCUCCGAGGCCUUCCCCGACCCCCGCUGCAACGGCACCCUGCGCAAGCAGCCGCAGCAACCCCUGGUGAGGCCCGGCCCACCGGACGACAGCAACGGCCAACGCUACAGCGCCGACCCCACCGUGCUGCUGGGGGAGCGGGCAGCCAGGGGCGAGACGGACGAGGACGGCUACAUGACCGCCACACAGGACAAGAACCCCACAGACUAUCUGAACCCUGUGGAGGAGAACCCCUUUGUCACGCGCCGCAGAAACGGAGACGUCCACGGAGUGGAUGUCCAGGGGUACCACAGCGCCCCCAACGGGCAGCCCAAGGGAGAGGAUGAGUACGUCAACGACCCUCUCUACCUCAACACCUUCCACAACUCCGGAGAGAAGAGCCAGGACACUCUUCGGAAGAACGGCAUUCCUCUGUCCCACAUGGUGGCGGGCGGCGCUGGUGCCACUCUCGGCCCCCAGCACCCCAUCCAGGCCGGCCACCCGCCGCACAGCGGUCUGUCGGAGCACCCCCUGCGCCCGCACCUGCUGUCACAGCCUCCCUACCCGGCGCCUCCGUCCCUCAGCGCGCUGUCCAGCCACACGCUGCACCCGGCCCACGCCGGACACACGCUGCACCCGGCCCACACGCUGCACCCCGCGCACACCGGCACCAUCAUGGCCGACAAGAAGCCCAAAAAGACCUUCGACAAUCCCGAGUACUGGCAGCACAGCCUCCCCCCCAAGGCCACGCUGCACAACCCCGAGUACCUGCAGGACUGCAGCACGCGCUUCUUCUACCGCCAGAACGGACGCAUCCGGCCCGCCGUGGCCGAGAACCAGGAGUACCUGUCGGAGUUCGCCCUCAAGCCCGGCACCGCACUGCCCCCCCCGCCCUACAGACAGAGGAACACUGUGGUGUAG